Messenger RNA from Annulohypoxylon truncatum, 2112 nucleotides. RefSeq lists its product as uncharacterized. NCBI's taxonomy places the organism in Eukaryota, Fungi, Ascomycota, Sordariomycetes, Xylariales, Hypoxylaceae. The coding region runs from base 1 to 2112 and encodes 703 amino acids. The record is from RefSeq and is a predicted model, not a curated record. The transcript has 3 exons.
AUGUCUGGCAGGAAGCUUAUGUCGCUUGAGGCGGCGCUCGAGGAGGAGCGAAAGGAGGUCGAGAACCUCAUCGCGAUGCAGCCAAGGAGACCUGCGUCGGUCGACCAUAGGUCUCCUUCUCCCUUUACGACUCCUCGAUCACCUAUGCGAAGCAUGCUGGACAUUGGCGAUAGGUCUACAAAUACGCCUCGGAGUCCUCCGCCCCAAGCUCCAGUCCGUAGUAUGCUAGACAUCGAUACUCGUCCUCUCCCGCAACCCCGAAGCAUGUUAGACAUAAGUAGCCCCUCUACAAACACACCAACGAGUACGCACACAUCCCCGACGCUAUCUUAUAAGUCCCCGGCUUCAGAUAAUACAAACCGCAAUAGAAGCAUGUCGGAUGCUGCCUCAAAUCCAGUCAUAGAUUUGGGCCCUAGGUCGCCACCUCCCAUGAGCCUGUCAAGCUCGAGGAACAAUGACCCGACGUCUGCCUACAAGUUUCACGAUAUCCUGCCUACCAAUGUCGGACAAGCUAUGCCAGCGAGGCGUGGUCCAGGCAGUUCCAUACGAUCGAGUUCCAUAGGCGAAGCACUUCGUGGACCUGACUUGUCCAACUUGGUACUCCCUGGCGAACACAGCCGCUUUUCUAGGAAGAAUAAUAAGUCUAAAUCGCCAAACAAUCGUUUCAAUCUACGGUCCAAUUCGCCAUUUGGAAAUCCCUCGGGGCGCAACCAACAGCAGGACGUCAUCACGCUAAAUGGACAGGUGAUGGAUAUGAACAAUGCUUACAGGAAACUCUCUGACGCCAAUUUGCUCUACGGCGGUUCGAGCUUAGCUUCAUUGGCCCGUAAGAAGCAAGAGGGCGAGGGACAUGGUAGAAUAGAGAAAGAUAACCUAAGCCCAUACGGGGAACUUUUACCGGACGAGAGCGACGACGAGUUCGCGAACUCUUCUGAUGAGGAAUUACAUAGGGGAAGAAAACUCACCACACGAGCCGAGUCACGAGAUCAAGAGUCUCCCGACGAGGGAACUGCGACAGCCAAAAGUCUACUAGCUGCGAUUGAAGAUGAACGAAAACAAGUUAAUGCCACUCAACCCCAGUAUAGGUCACUUUUCGACGAACCAGAAAUUACAGUUACGGGUCCUACUGGAGAGAAUAGAAGGCAAGGCAAGGGUGUGGUUCAGCCGUCAACGAGUUUUGACCAGGAUCCUAUGUCUGGGACGCAGACUCCUCUUGAUCCGGAUUUGGAUGCCGAUGUCGAUGCCAUUAGAGCUGCGCAAAGGCUACAAUUAUCAUCAACGCCGAUUAUUUCCACGCCCGAAGUCCACCGCACUCUGCGUAUUCUCUACCGUGGUGAAUUUAACAAAAUACAGCGAGAUGCAGAGGAAGAACACCGUCGUCUUCGUAAAUAUCUAGUAGCAACGGACUUGAGUGACGAAUCAACACACGCGUUAGAAUGGGCUGUUGGAACCGUGCUUCGCGACGGCGAUACGCUGAUAGCGAUGUACUGCAUGGACGAAGAAGCCAGCGGAUCAGUUGACGCAGGUAAUAUGGUACCUGACGAACCUAAGGCGAUGAAGGAACAGGCGAUGGCUAUUAGUGCUCUCUCUAAGGGGAUAUCAGCCAAGCCACAGAAUCGUACCGCUAGCCCCGGCCCGUUCAAGAUGCAAGGGUCCUCGAUGUCACCACAUAUCCGAGCUAUCGACGUUAGUAGUAGUAACAAUCCAUCUCCGGCGCCCAGUGUUCGCGGAAGGACCAGGUUACAGGAAGAGAGAGACCGGGCCGUGCUGGAAAUCGCCGAACGAGUAUCGAAACUUCUCCGAAAAACGCAAUUACAAGUGCGAGUAAUCGUGGAAGUGAUACAUUGCAAGAAUCCCAAGCACCUGAUAACAGAGGUGAUCGAUAUCUUGAAUCCGACGUUGGUUAUUUUGGGCAGCCGCGGCAGAAGCGCGUUAAAGGGCACGCUUUUAGGGUCCUUCUCGAACUAUCUAGUGACCAAGAGCUCCGUCCCAGUCAUGGUUGCGCGUAAAAGGUUACGAAAGAAGAGCAAGUAUCAACCGCCGCCGAUGAAGCAAGUCAAUAACCUUGCGAAUCCGUCGGCGCGAAGUCUUGAAACCGCAAGGGUCGACUAG